AUGAAGUGUUUUUUCAUCUGGCUUUCAGUCAUUGGCGCGCUAUUGCCUCAAGCAACAGCCUAUGCACAACGAGGUGCCUUAGAACGCCUCGUCUAUUACUAUUCUUACUUGGCUGAUGAACUCGUCAAUGCUGAGGAGGCGCGUACGGUCGCCGUUGGCUGCAGUGGCUCACUACCAGGCAAACGUUGUAACCUGGACGAAUUCCUCGAGUAUAUCUGGAAACCGUUGCCAACCGAGUCAGCGACGACGGCUCCGAAGGUAGAUAUUGUGGAGAAUUUAGGGAAGCCCAAGUUCGAAGAUGUCGCGGUGUCUCGUCUUUACACUCUAAUUUACACGUGGAAACCGAAAGACUCCACAGAUAAACGCCACGUGACCGGGAACACAGACAACUUGAAGCUCCUCCCUGGUUCAACAGAUUACUACGACUGCCUCUCGAAAAUAACUGGUCCUAUUGGUGCGCUCGAUAUGGCAAAGGCAACCUUCCCGGAUGGUGACAAAAAGGAUCUGGCUGACAAGAUCGUUAGCAAGGGCAAAGCGUCUGCACAACUGGUGUACGACUUUCGUUUGAAAGACAUCGAAAAGCACCGUAAAAAUUUCUUGAAGAUGCAACUGAUGGACGGUGAGGUCAUCUACAAGCAAGGGAGGAAUGUGGAAGGAUUGCUCCCUGGUUGGAAAACCCUUGACGCGAUUGCAACUGCUAAUGCGCUUGGGCCGCGCGGAGCGGACAGGCUGGAUGCGGCAAUAACGGCGCAUAAGAGCAGACCUAACGCUAUGAUGCACUACACAGCGUUGGCUGCAGCCGAUAGCGCCCAAGAGCUGAGCGGAUGCCCGGUGGGUACAACGUAG
Messenger RNA from Nannizzia gypsea CBS 118893, 846 nucleotides. RefSeq lists its product as hypothetical. Lineage: Eukaryota; Fungi; Ascomycota; Eurotiomycetes; Onygenales; Arthrodermataceae. The record is from RefSeq and is a predicted model, not a curated record. The transcript is spliced from 2 exons. The coding region runs from base 1 to 846 and encodes 281 amino acids.